GCUGGGGCACCCGGGAGUCACCCGCCCCUGUCCACAGCCCGCCAGUCCCCACCUCUACCACCAUGUCCACCCACCGCCUUGUGAUGGUUCGGCACGGUGAGAGCACCUGGAACCAGGAGAACCGCUUCUGUGGUUGGUUCGACGCAGAGCUGAGCGAGAAGGGGGCUGAGGAGGCCAAGAGGGGGGCCCAGGCCAUCAAGGACGCCAAGAUGGAAUUUGACAUCUGCUACACGUCAGUGCUGAAGCGGGCCAUACGCACCCUCUGGACCAUCCUGGACGGGACGGACCAGAUGUGGCUGCCCGUGGUGCGUACCUGGCGCCUCAAUGAGCGGCACUACGGGGGUCUCACUGGCCUCAACAAGGCAGAGACGGCCGCUAAGCACGGGGAGGAGCAGGUGAAGAUCUGGAGGCGCUCCUUUGACAUCCCACCACCCCCCAUGGAUGAGAAGCACCCCUACUACCACUCCAUCAGCAAGGAGCGUCGGUAUGCAGGCCUGAAAGCUGGGGAGCUGCCCACGUGUGAGAGCCUCAAGGACACCAUUGCACGGGCCCUGCCCUUCUGGAAUGAUGAGAUCGCCCCUCAGAUCAAGGCUGGCAAGAGAGUGCUCAUUGCAGCCCACGGGAACAGCCUACGGGGAAUCGUCAAGCACCUGGAAGGGAUGUCGGACCAGGCCAUCAUGGAGCUGAACCUGCCCACGGGGAUCCCCAUCGUGUACGAGCUGGACCAGGCGCUGAAGCCCACCAAGCCCAUGCGUUUCCUGGGGGACGAGGAGACCGUGCGGAAGGCCAUGGAAGCUGUGGCCGCCCAGGGAAAGGCCAAGUGAAGGGCGGGCUCUGGCAAUAAAGGCACCUCCUUCCACA
Molecule: messenger RNA, 861 nt
Organism: Cervus elaphus (red deer)
Lineage: Eukaryota; Metazoa; Chordata; Mammalia; Artiodactyla; Cervidae
Gene: PGAM2
Product: phosphoglycerate mutase 2
Exons: 3
Coding region: 63-824 (253 amino acids)
Biological process (GO): glycolytic process
Molecular function (GO): intramolecular phosphotransferase activity
Source: RefSeq, a predicted model, not a curated record